AUGCAAGUCCGCGUCGCAGCCGUGCAAGCCGAGCCCGUGUGGCUGAACCUCUCCGGCAGCGUGGACAAAACAAUCGCGCUGAUCCAGCAGAGCGCGAAGGACGGCGUGCAAGUGCUCGGUUUCCCCGAAGUGUGGAUCCCUGGGUAUCCGUGGGGUAUUUGGACGACGUCUGUGAUUGGCAAUGUCCCCAUGAUCCACGAAUACAUGGCGAACUCGCUAGUCCGCGACUCGCCGCAAAUGCGGCGCAUCCAGACCGCGGUGAAAGAGGCGGGCAUGUUCGUAGUACUGGGAUACAGCGAGCGUGACGGCGCGAGUCUGUACAUGGCACAGUCCUUCAUCUCGCCAGAGGGCGAAAUCGUGCACCACAGGCGAAAGAUCAAGCCGACGCAUGUUGAGCGAACGCUGUGGGGCGAUGGGCAGGCUGAUUCGUUGACCUGUGUUGUUCCGUCGAAGUUUGGGCGGAUUGGGGGGUUGAAUUGUUGGGAGCAUUUGCAGCCGCUUUUAAGGUACUAUGAGUACUCGCAAGGCGUACAGAUCCACGUCGCGAGUUGGCCUCCGGAGUUUGAGAUGCCAGAUCCGAAGAAAAUAGCGUGGCAGUACCAUGAGACUGGGGAAGCGAGCUACCGAGCGAGCCAGUUCAUGGCUAUUGAGGGACAGACGUUCGUGUUGGUUGCAACGCAGAUAUUGACGGAAGAGAAUUUGGAGAAGAAUAACUUGACCGGGAACCCGGUCACAAAGACUCCUGGAGGUGGCUUCUCGAUGAUCUUUGGUCCAGAUGGAAAGCCGUUAUGCGAACCGCUAGAUACUGGAGAGGAGGGCGUAUUGAUUGCGGAUAUCAAUCUUCGCGAUAUCGAUUACGCGAAAACUUUCAUAGACACGGUAGGACAUUAUGCCAGGCCAGACUUACUCAGUCUCCUAGUGAAUCCGGUUGCAGCGAAGCAUGUAACGUUGAUGAAGUAG
Mytilinidion resinicola is the source of this 960-nucleotide messenger RNA. RefSeq names its product putative nitrilase. The record is from RefSeq and is a predicted model, not a curated record. Bases 1 to 960 code for a protein of 319 amino acids. Gene Ontology annotation, molecular function: catalytic activity. NCBI's taxonomy places the organism in Eukaryota, Fungi, Ascomycota, Dothideomycetes, Mytilinidiales, Mytilinidiaceae. The transcript has 5 exons.